UCAGAGUCGGAACACAGAUUAGAAAAUAAUUGAGCCACUCUGUGAUACUCAGCUCCCCUGCUGUGUCUUUAGGUCAGUCAGUCAGUCAGUCAGGGUCUUACUCCCACCGUGUGUGCUCGUGGAUCUGAGUCGCUGAGAACAAACUUUGCUUUAUUUUGCUUUCAUUUUAUCGUCAUGCGUCUCACUACAGAGGAGAAAAUAGAGCUGGGAAGCAAAGAGCAGGGGACGAUCAAUCCUGCAUUUGGGGGUAAAGAUGGUGAUGAGCAGCCACAGCUGACAGUUGACAUCGGGGAACCACACACAGAGUCCCUGGAGGAGACGGUGGACAAAGGUUCAGAUCUGGUUUACUCCCUCAACGACAGGCCGCCGUGGUACCUCUGCAUACUGCUUGGUUUCCAGCAUUACAUCCUCGCGUUCGGGGGCAUCAUCGCAGUCCCGCUGAUCCUGGCCGAGCCCCUCUGCAUAAAGGACAACAACAUCGCCAAAAGCCAGCUCAUCUCCACCAUAUUCUUCGUGUCGGGACUAUGUACACUGCUGCAGACAGCUAUCGGUACAAGGUUACCCAUACUCCAGGGUGGGACCUUCAGUUUCAUCACUCCAACCCUGGCCAUUCUCGCUCUGCCCAAGUGGCAGUGUCCGGCCCCACAAGGGUCUGUGCUGCUGUCAAUGCAGCUGCAGAACAGCAGCAGCAGCCCGCUCCAGACGGAUGAUUCUGAUGAGAUCUGGAUGUCAAGAAUGCGUGAGAUCCAGGGAGCCAUCCUUGUGUCGUCUCUGCUCCAGAUUGUCCUGGGUUUUUCCGGGCUGGUGGGUCUAGUGCUCAAAUACAUCGGUCCGCUGGCUAUCGCUCCCACCAUCAACCUCAUCGGCCUGUCGCUGUUCAUAGAGGCUGGGAAAAAGUCUGGAGGUCACUGGGGAAUCGCUGCUCUCACGGUCUGUCUCAUCCUCCUGUUCUCGCAGUACCUCAGCAAAGUGGACGUUCCGAUGAUUGCUUACAAGGAUAAGAAGUGGAAAGUUUUCCAGUAUCCCCUCUUCAAGCUCUUCUCUGCUUUGUUCGGGAUGUGCGGCGCCUGGUUGGUCUGCUUCUUACUGACCAUCUUUGAUGUCUUUCCAUCUAAGUCCGAUGAGUAUGGUUUCUCAGCCAGGACUGACAUCAGCCUGGAUGCCGUGAGAAACUCCCCUUGGUUCCAUGUACCUUACCCAGGUCAAUGGGGUAUGCCGACAUUUAGUGUGUCUUCAGUGUUGGGUAUGAUGGCGGGCGUCUUGGCAUCUACCAUGGAAUCAAUCGGCGACUACUAUGCUUGUGCACGCUUGUCUGGCGCCCCGCCUCCACCGACUCACGCCAUAAACCGAGGUAUCGCAGUGGAAGGCAUCGGCUGCGUCCUGGCUGCACUGUGGGGAACUGGAAACGGAACCACCUCCUACAGCCAGAACAUCGCUGCACUCGGCAUAACCAAGGUUGGCAGCAGAUUGGUCCUCCAGACAACCGGACUUCUGAUGAUCGUCCUGGGGAUCUUUGGGAAAUUUGGAGCAGUUUUUAUCACCAUACCAGACCCAGUCAUUGGAGGAAUGUUCCUUGUUAUGUUUGGAAUGAUCGCAGCAGUGGGGAUAUCAAACCUCCAGUAUGUGGACCUCAACUCGUCCCGUAACCUGCUCAUCCUUGGCUUCUCCACCUUCAGCGGUCUGGUUUUACCUACCUGGUUUCACUCCAAUCCCGGCAUCAUCGACACAGGAAUAAAAGAGCUGGACCAGGUGAUUGUCGUGCUCUUCACCACCCACAUGUUUAUUGGAGGAUUCUUUGGGUUUAUUUUGGAUAACACUAUUCCAGGCACUGACAAAGAGCGGGGUAUCAAAAGCUGGCAGGACAAAGACAAACAGGAAAACACAAACUUUUGUGACCCGUCAUGCUACGAUAUCCCGUUCUGUAACGGCAUCUUUAAACGGUAUAAAUGUUUCCAAUACCUUCCCUUCCUCCCUUCGUUCAAGACCAACGAACAGGGGACAUCCUAGUAAUGAAGUUUGAUCUCUCAGGGUAGCGUUCAUGCUAACCUAUUAACCCUUUAAAACCAAACUGAUGAGGAUACAAUUUAAACUAUAAGGACUCAAAGUUCAUAAAAUAGAAGCACAUUUUUCUAGUUGAGGUACUGCGUUUCCAACAAAUCAAACUCCCUUUAUGGCCUUGUCCACACGGACCCGGUAGUUGCACUGGUCCGUCCACACGCAGCCGUGUUUUUGGAACACUGCAACCAUGAUUGUUUGUACCCGGGGUCCACAGGCAGGUGUUUAGCUAACGGGGGUUUCAGCAGUUGCGUGUGGACAUGACAACCGUGAUUAUUUCCAUUGUUUACGGCACAGCUGUCACAAGCGCAACAGAGUGAUACAAAUGGUAGAGGUGAGAAAGAUGAGGCUAUUUAUUGGCAUGCUGUCGGCUAUAUUAGGAUGUCAUAGAGCUCAUUUUCUUUUUUAUCGGCCCAGUCGACACUUUCAGACAUUUUCGUGACUUUAUAUUCAAUGGUUACGUUGAGGAGCAGCUCCACCUCACUGUCUCUCCACACGAAAUGGUGUGGCUGUUGCUGCUGCAUUACCACGCUUAUUAGCUACUCUGUGAUUGGAUGAAAUUGCCUUACCAUUUCAACUUACAUCGACACCUAUUGCUUUGGCAUGUGUACUACGUGUAUAUUACAUCACUUGCUGGUGGAUUUGACACAUGCGUGUGUACGCCGGUAUUCUUUUUAAACCGCUCGUGUGUACGGAGAAUUAAUUUUAACAAAACUCCGGUGUCAGAAACUACCGGGUCCGUGUGGACAAGGCCUACUGUAUGUCUCCAUGUUUACAUGCUCGAGACUUUCAGCAUGCACUAAAUCUUUGCAAAACCCUUGUUUCACUCAUCUUUUUUGGACAUCAGCCAAUAGACGGAUGCACCGCUCAAAUGUUUUUGAGGCAAAGGAAUGAGUUUAAUAUCCACAAAUGUGUCAUGAAGCUGCAGAGGAGCCACUGUCUAGUGUUACCAAUAACCACGAAUGUUUCAAUAGGAUCAUUUCUACCUCAUCACAAUGAAUCAUUGGAAGACUUCUGUCAUUAAAAACACACUUUUAGGUUUAACGUUUGAUAAUUAAGGUUACUGCUUUUUACAAUUAAUGUGUAUUGUGUAACUGUAUAGAAGUACCUUUUGAAUUAAGCUACGUUUUAUUAUAUGCAAGAUUACUCAUUUUUUACUAUCAUUUUUUUUAAUCAGUCUUAAACUGUGAUGAGUGUUGUCAAAAAAAAAUCAUAUGUAAAUAAAUGUUGUUGUAAACAUAAAUAAAUACUGAAGGUAAAGUAGAA
Messenger RNA from Eleginops maclovinus (Patagonian blennie), 3321 nucleotides. RefSeq names its product solute carrier family 23 member 2. Gene Ontology annotation, biological process: transmembrane transport. The record is from RefSeq and is a predicted model, not a curated record. The transcript has 12 exons. Bases 175 to 2007 code for a protein of 610 amino acids. Gene Ontology annotation, molecular function: transmembrane transporter activity. NCBI's taxonomy places the organism in Eukaryota, Metazoa, Chordata, Actinopteri, Perciformes, Eleginopidae. Gene Ontology annotation, cellular component: membrane.